This is a messenger RNA of Acaulospora colombiana, 1307 nucleotides long. The record is from the annotation of a GenBank genome assembly. Lineage: Eukaryota; Fungi; Glomeromycota; Glomeromycetes; Diversisporales; Acaulosporaceae.
CCGAAUACUCGUAAACUUGUGGCUGAAGUUCUUUCAUUCUUCUGUUAUUGUGAAAUUCCGACUGGACAUAAUUUGGUAUUGGGUGGAUUUGAUCAGCUUAUGCAAUUUCAAUCUGAACAUGGAAGAUUUGAUGCUUGGAUGAGAACGUUGGAAAAUACAAUCGAUGGCCGUGGACGUUAUGGAAGUUUAGUCAAUGCGAGCGAAGAAUAUAAAAAAAGUGGAAUAGGCUUAGAUAAUUCGUUGAUGGAUGAUGUUUUCCAAUACAUUCUUUCCAUGGUUAAGGGUACACGUGCAUAUGACUUUUUUUUGUCGGCCAUGCAGCAUAUGCUGCUUAUUCGUAGUAAUGAUGGUGACGUAAGGACAAGAUACUUUCAGCUUAUUGAUGCGCUAGUCACUCAGGUCGUGAUGGAUAAACACGGGGUUGAUCAGGAUUGGAACAAUUCAUUGAACACUACCGUCUCACAAAUGCUAUCUAAAAUUGCUGAUCAAGAUAAAAUUCAAGCUGCCAUUGAUGAAGCAAAGGAAGCUAAAGCUGUGGCAGAAAAGGCUUUGCACGAAAAGCACGAAUUACAAAAGGAACUCGCAUCCAGAGCAGAUGAAACUGUGGGUGAACUCAGGAAAAAAGUUGAUUCACUGGAGGAACUUUUACGUAUUUCUCGUCAUACAAUACAAACGCUUCAGCAAAAACUUGCCGAUUUAGAAGCAAGUUAUUUUGAAAAAUUGACUGAACAUAAUAUUGAGUUAAGGGACUUUGAGAGGAUAAUAAAAGAGCAACAAAAUGCAUCUGAUUCUGGAUCUCUGAACCGGCAAGAAAUUAUUACAAAGUUGGAAAGAAUGCAAGAAAUUGCGAAAACCGAGGCAAAAUUGGUGGGAGGGAAAGUCUGGACUCCAACGUUCGGUGACUUUAAGGUGCCGGACGCAAGCGAAUAUAUUUAUAACAGCCGUCAUAAUAUAGCUUCUCAAGGUGUCAUUGGAACACAAGAUAUUUCAGAUGACCUUCCACAAUCGGGAUCUAAAAUUCUUGACCAGCCAAAAAUGAAUGCCGAUAUACUGAACGAGUUGAAAAGUUAUAAAAGAAAGAAUGGCACACAAAUUGAAUCUCAACAUGAUGAUGGAUCACUCGAUUUACCCGGCGAGGCUCACGAUCAAGAGUUAUUAAUUACGACACAAAACAAACAAGAUCAGCAUCAAUCACCUUCAUCUGAAAUUUUACCUUCGUCAGAGGACUCAACAACCUCUGAUAAAUCACGACCUGAUGAAGUCACGCCACAACCAUCAUCUUCGCUACAGGGAACAACACCGCCACC